UAAAGGGUUGCAGCAUUAGGAAGGUUGGGGGGACCACUGUUCUAGUGCAUUGUUAUUUCCUGCACCCACAAUGCUUCUGUGCUGGGGGGACCAGCAAGGGGGAAUCAGAGACAUCGGGGUUCCCCAAGAUGCUAAGGAGUGGGAAUCAUGGAGGGCCCCAGAGGAAAGGCAUUGGGCAGAAUGCCAGUCUCUGGGAUUCCCUAGCCAACAGUGCCUCCUCCGGAUCAGGGUGUGGCCAGCCUCAGGUUUUGCACGCAGGAAGUCGAAUCGUGGGAGGCCAUGCUGCCUCAGCUGGCACAUGGCCGUGGCAGGCUAGCCUCCGUCUGCAGAAGGUGCAUGUGUGUGGAGGGUCCCUGCUCAGCCCAGAAUGGGUACUCACAGCAGCCCACUGCUUCUCUGGGUCUGUGAACGCGUCCGAUUACCAGGUCCACUUGGGAGAGCUGAAGAUCACCCUGUCGCCCCAUUUCUCCACCGUAAAGCAGAUCAUCCUGUACUCUGCCCCCCCGGGGCCACCAGGGUCCAGUGGAGACAUUGCCCUGGUGCAGCUGGGCACCCCUGUGGCCCUCUCCAGCUGGGUCCAGCCCGUGUGCCUCCCAGAGGCCUCAGCUGACUUCUACCCGGGGAUGCGGUGCUGGGUGACAGGCUGGGGCUACACACGGGAGGGAGAGCCCCUGAAGCCCCCAUACAACCUGCAGGAGGCAGAAGUCUCCGUGGUGGAUGUAGAGACUUGCAGCCAGGCCUACAGCAACCCCAAUGGCACCAUCAUCCAGCCAGACAUGCUAUGUGCCCGGGGGCCUGGGGAUGCUUGCCAGGAUGAUUCUGGAGGGCCACUAGUCUGCCAGGUGGCUGGGACCUGGCAGCAGGCUGGCGUGGUCAGCUGGGGUGAGGGCUGUGGCCGCCCUGACCGGCCUGGUGUCUACGCUCGAGUUACUGCCUAUGUGAACUGGAUCCACCACCACAUUCCAGAAUCGGGUGGUCCAGGAAUACAAGGGUUUUCCUGGAUUCCCCUCCUGGUUGGCCUCUUCUUUCCCAGCCUCCUCCUGCUGUUGGUCUCUGGAGUCCUAAUGGUCAAGUGCUGGCUGGGGAGAUCCGGCCUAGGCUCCACCUCCCACCCAACUUCAGACCUCUGACUGAGGUGUCAC
Messenger RNA from Microtus ochrogaster (prairie vole), 1142 nucleotides. RefSeq names its product tryptase gamma 1 (gene Tpsg1). Lineage: Eukaryota; Metazoa; Chordata; Mammalia; Rodentia; Cricetidae. Gene Ontology annotation, molecular function: serine-type endopeptidase activity. The record is from RefSeq and is a predicted model, not a curated record. Gene Ontology annotation, biological process: proteolysis.